This is a messenger RNA of Guyanagaster necrorhizus, 1235 nucleotides long. RefSeq lists its product as uncharacterized. NCBI's taxonomy places the organism in Eukaryota, Fungi, Basidiomycota, Agaricomycetes, Agaricales, Physalacriaceae. The transcript is spliced from 3 exons. Bases 1 to 774 code for a protein of 257 amino acids. The record is from RefSeq and is a predicted model, not a curated record.
AUGGCGCUGACCACGGCCUCCUACAAGAAGCAUAGGUCAAGCACUCGGGACGUCAUCUGCUUCGGUGAUUUUCCUUAUUCCUCACCCUUAACGCCAUGCAUACCCUCCACUAGCACGGAAUCUCAAUCCUCCAGGUCCGUACCUGCCCUCAUCAGUGAGUUGUGGAUCAAAGAGGCGAAGGGAUAUGAAGUGCGCAUCCAAGAACUCGAAAAGGAAGGAGAGAGAUCGGCAUCACUCCUCAGGGUAUAUCAAGGGGAGGUGCAAGCCUCAAAGCAGGGGAGCGCGAAUUUCGAGGCACAAAAUGUACAGCUCGGGGCGGAAAUAGAAACAUUGAAAGCUAGGAACGCAUGGCUCGAGAAGCGGCUGACUGCCACGAAAAAGGCGUUAGAAGGCAUAAAGAGAAAAUUUCUGGCGAAUAUGAUUAAAGCUGCCAACGAAAUUAUGGCUGGUUUUGACGAGAUAGGUGCUCACGCCUUUCCUCCGGCUUCAUGGAAUGCUCCGGCAGCAACGGUCCCCAAUCUGGCUGCACUGUUUUUCAAGCUGGCGCCGGCGGUCAACGAUAUAGACUUAGAGUCCAACUCUGAUAUCGGGGGGUCCGAAGAUCCCCGACUACUCAGCGAAGAUUGGCGCCAAUACAUGAAUCGUUCUCUCCGACACCUCGGCAGGGCCCUUCUCAAAGUAGCAACCGAGACUGAACUCGAAGCUGUCCAGCUUCUCAUGAGCAAAGGCGAAUACGCGCACCUCGUGCUGGCCAUUGACAACACAGACUACUGAACCCAACCAACCAAACGUGCAAGGAACUGGCUUGUCAGUAAUACCGACUUGGAAAAUUGGGGCUUGGAAUGCGUCAAGCGGGACCUGGGUGUGAGUGCGCGAUUCCGUCUAAUUGAGAUUCCAUCAGCUGACCAAAAGACUCUUGCGGUGCCGACGGUGCAUCGAAUUAAAAAUCGACUGCACUUAUAUAAGCAGCCAACACCUGAACGGCAGUGAAUGCCACCGUUUAUGAGCCGUGCAGUUUGCCCAUUGCGAAGGUAUCGUUACACGGAAACGAAGACUCUCGUCGACAACGCUAGCCCAAAACACCUCUUCUUCGCGUCCGCUAUCAAAGGAGCGUCAGUCCAACGUGAUCAGAUCAGAUCAUUCACGAGCCUGGCCCGAAUCGCUCGUACUCAACCCCCGAACCGUCCACUCUCCAAUUAACUCAGAAACCUUUGGAAAAUUGGCACCACCUUAGG